Molecule: messenger RNA, 1628 nt
Organism: Pelecanus crispus (Dalmatian pelican)
Lineage: Eukaryota; Metazoa; Chordata; Aves; Pelecaniformes; Pelecanidae
Source: RefSeq, a predicted model, not a curated record
AUGGAAAAUGGGAGAGCUCAUACCUUAACAGUCUUGUUCAUCCUCACGUGUGCGCUGGGCUACGUAACCUUGCUUGAAGAAACACCACAAGAUACAGCCUACAAUACAAAGAGAGGUAUUGUUGCCAGUAUUUUGGUUUUCUUAUGUUUUGGAGUUACACAAGCUAAAGAUGGACCAUUUUCAAGACCUCAUCCAGCUUACUGGCGGUUUUGGCUGUGUGUCAGCGUUGUGUAUGAGCUCUUCCUCAUCUUUAUACUCUUUCAGACGGUACAGGAUGGCAGGCAGUUCAUGAAGUACAUUGAUCCACAUUUAGGUGUUCCUUUGCCGGAAAGAGACUAUGGUGGAAACUGCCUUAUUUAUGAUCCUGGCAAUGAAACUGAUCCAUUUCACAACAUCUGGGACAAACUGGAUGGAUUUGUUCCUGCUCACUUCUUUGGCUGGUACCUGAAAACAUUGAUGAUUCGAGACUGGUGGAUGUGUAUGAUCAUCAGUGUAAUGUUCGAGUUUCUGGAGUACAGUCUGGAACACCAGCUUCCAAACUUCAGCGAAUGUUGGUGGGAUCACUGGAUAAUGGAUGUGAUCUUAUGUAACGGAUUAGGAAUUUACUGUGGGAUGAAGACUCUGUCUUGGCUUUCUUUGAAAACAUACAAAUGGCAAGGACUUUGGAACAUUCCUACAUACAAAGGUAAAAUGAAGAGAAUUGUCUUCCAGUUCACCCCAUAUAGCUGGGUCAAAUUUGAGUGGAAGCCAGCAUCCAGCUUACGCAGAUGGCUAGCAGUUUGUGGCAUAAUCUUUGUAUUUUUAUUGGCAGAGCUGAACACGUUUUACUUGAAGUUUGUCCUUUGGAUGCCACCAGAACACUACUUGGUCCUGUUACGACUUGUCUUUUUUGUCAAUGUGGGAGGUGUGGCUAUGAGGGAGAUCUACGACUUCAUGGAUGACCCGAAGUUCCAUAAGAAGUUGGGUCAGCAGGCAUGGCUGGUUGCUGCUAUUACUGCCACGGAGUUUCUGAUUGUCGUGAAGUAUGAUCCCUAUACACUCACGCUUUCUCUUCCUUUCUACAUUACCCAGUGCUGGAUCUUGGGGAUUAUACUUGUGCUCACCUGGACAGCCUGGCGUUUCUUCAUUCGUGACAUCACUUUGCGGUAUAAGGAGAUAAGGCGACAGAAGCAAGAACACAAAUAUGAAAAGGACAAAUGCUUGAGCAAUGGUGAUGGACACUCAUCAAUCCUGGAUGAACAAAAUGGGAACAACCUAAGGGAGAGGAAACUUUGAGCAACAGACAAAGGGCUGAAAGAAACUCGUAGUGCUCAAGUUGGCCUGGUGGAUGGUUUCAACCUUAUCCUACCUAACUUGUAAUUUUCAUUGUUAGCUUUCCAAUGUGUGAAAAUCCUCUCGGGGAAAAGAUGUCACGUUGACAUACACACCCUUUCUCCUGAUGUACACCUAGUCAGAGUCGGAGAAAGUCUGUGUAGGGGGAAGUCAGAACCAACACCGUUGCAACGAUACGGGAUCUUCAUGCGAGUGUGUUGUAUGUCUUCCUUGAAAACAAGGUUUGGAGACAAGGGGCUUGAAAACAAAGCGCAAAGGGAAUCUAGCUGAUCCAUUUCCACUAUACUGUGAGAUUU